This is a messenger RNA of Drosophila elegans, 3866 nucleotides long. RefSeq lists its product as uncharacterized. The transcript has 8 exons. NCBI's taxonomy places the organism in Eukaryota, Metazoa, Arthropoda, Insecta, Diptera, Drosophilidae. Gene Ontology annotation, cellular component: NSL complex. Bases 278 to 3685 code for a protein of 1135 amino acids. The record is from RefSeq and is a predicted model, not a curated record. Gene Ontology annotation, biological process: positive regulation of transcription by RNA polymerase II.
CAUUUCAACCAGAAAUGUGGCAACCUUGCAUUAGGCACGCCAUAUUUUGCAAGAAAGAAAAUUCGCGUAGUGCUCUAAAGAAUACCAGAAAAUCAAUAAGAAUUGCUGGUAAAAUUGUCUAAAAUCAGUGCGAGGCGCGUGUGACUUUUGUUCGGGCCAAAGGUUAGGGGGUUGUGGCCAUUUCAGCUGUUCUCGAGCGCCGCAAGUGCGACAACAACGUAGAAGAAGAAGAAAAUCAACUAAGGCAGUCAGUAAAAAUUGAAAUUCAACAUUAAAUAUGAAGGAAAUGGCGAGCACCAGCGGGAAUCACACCCAAUCUGCGGAGGACACCACCUCCUCAAUAAUCACCUACAGUCCGAGCAAAUUCUUGACUCGCGUUGGGACUGGCAAAAACACAUACUCUACACAUACACACACAACAACAACGACGGCGGCGACCGCAACAAAAACAAACAAUACGCCAAUGGGCGGAGCAAGUGCCUCGUACUAUGUGGUGAAGGCCGGCUCCCUGGGCAGCGCAGCUUCCAUGACGGGAUCCAUCAAAGUCAGCUCGCCACCGAAGGCUCCGCCGGCGAUUAAGUCGCCCGCCCUGAUAAUCACAUCGCCCGCCACACCAACCGAGAGUUCCAGCACCAUUUCGGCGCCCAGCGAGUCCUCCUUUGGCGAGAAAAUGGAACACAGCUAUAUGCGAGAUCCGCCGGUCCGCAGCGAGGUUAACAAUGGCCUCAUGCCGACCAGGAAUAUCCUGGUCCGACACCCACCGCAGUGUCCAAGUUGUCACACAUAUCCACAGCACGAGGAGUUGGCGGAAUUGCAGCAGGCACAUGUGCCGCCAUACGACGAGAUUGCCGCCAAAGAGGCUAUGAACGAGUGCGCCCGCAUUGCGAAAUACGUUAAGAACAACAAUUCGGAUGAACAAGAUUGGGUGGCUCGCGUGAAUCAAUUUGGUUGGACGCCCAUGCAGCAAAUGCUGUUCGAGAAGGUAUGCUCCAUUCUGGACCAGGAUCAGUUAGCUCGCCUGGCCAACGAUAAACGCCAGCACGAGGCCAUACACCGACGCGUGAGUGCAGACAAGUCCGCCUCCAGAAUGCGCAAAGCUCUGGCCAGCGUGGCCUGGGAGUCGCGCAUUACACAGUGGAUCCAUGCCCUACUUAUGGAGCACCUGUCGCCCUCGUACAUGGCCUCAUACCUGGAAAUUCUACAGACGCUGAAAACUAAGUUGCCUACUUUGAUUGACAAGAUGUUGUUCAGCAGACCGCUUAACAAUAGCCAAGAACUGCUGGCACCAGUGAUGAAAAAGCGCUGGGAGCCGAACAUCUUGCCCAAAGGGCGUCAGCUUGCACACAAUGCCAUCAUGGUGGUGCUGCCCACAAUGCCUACCAGCGGCCCAGUCUCGGACCGCAUGCAGAAGUGGUACCAAGCACUGGCCACCAUCACCCAGGUGGUGCAGAUUACGCUGCCAAAUACGAACAACAGAAUUGGUAAUCAGAACCUGGAUCAGGUGGCUGAGACCAUUGUGUCCCUCACACGCGUCAGAAUUCACGAAUUGCGCACGGAUAAUCCAAAUCGUGGCAUAAUUCUCGUCGGCUUCAAUGCUGGAGCGGCCUUGGCUCUGCAGGUUGCACUUUCGGAAAGUGUGGCUUGCGUGGUAUGCAUGGGAUUCGCUUACAACACAAUGCGUGGACCGCGUGGAACGCCCGACGAUCGCAUGCUGGAUAUUAAGGCGCCUAUACUCUUUGUUAUAGGGCAGAAUUCAGCCCGCACCAGCCAGGAGGAAAUGGAGGGUUUGCGCGAGCGAAUGCAGUCGGAAUCCUCACUGGUGGUGGUUGGCAGUGCAGAUGAUGCUCUCCGUGUUCCAAAAAGUAAGCGGCGCAUAGAGGGCGUCACACAGACCAUGGUGGAUUCUAUGGUGGUGGAGGAGGUCUUUGACUUUGUAAAUCGAACCCUGAGCAAUCCGCCUGGACCCCGCAUGCCCACGUCGCUGAUGCACCAUCAAGGGUACCAGCGCCAGCAGAAGCAGUCAACUCACAUCCUCGCCGAUGGAAAUGCAAACAAGGCUGUUCAGCAGAUGCGUAAGAGGAAGGCUGACGGUGGUCAGGACGAUCCAAUGGGUCAGCCGGUCAAGUCAAAGUUUGUGCCUCACAACCGCGUUCACAAGCCGAAGCCACCGCGCCUCAUUGAUCCGUUUGCUGCCAAGCGAAAGGUUGGAAGACCCCGCACUCGCCCUCUUCCCAAUGUCGGUGGCUCGGCUGGCUCUGGUGGCCAAAAAGGUGCACCUCAUCCAGACAAACCGAAACUGAGCAGCGAAGAACUAAACCAAUCCAUUGAAUUCAUACUAGAUGAUGCCCUGGACUACGAGGACGUACAAUCCACUGCAGGAGGAUCCGUUGCCCUCCCCAAGGUGAUUAAUCCAAAUGUUCUGGGGAAGCAGCUGCCGCCCGUCAAUCUAGCAGCCGGCACCAAAAUCAAGAUGAUACCAUCCAACCAGUUUGUCCAGAUCAAAACGCUUCCAUCGCAGAACAAACUCAUCAACUACACAAUGAACAAGGCUGGCGGUGGACCAGGAAGCACCGCUACCAUUGGCAGCAUUGUAAAGACGCUACCCAGCUCAACGGUUGUUGGCCAGCAGAUAUUUACGCUGAAAACGCCCUCUGGUCAAACGCAGCAGUUUGCAACAGCGGCCCCAUCUACGAGUGCAGCUGGCACAUCGUCAUCCUCAACGACGGGACAACAGAAAUAUACGGUGUUCAAAAACGCCAAUGGAAUGACAAUGCUCAGCCUUACCAAAAAUGUGCCCACAACAACAAGCAGCAGCUCUUCGGGGAAUUUGGAUUUGUCCAACAUUAUCGACAUGCCGAUUGUUUUUGCCGACAACGAAGGCAACAUUCCCGAGCAUCAACAGGCGGAUAAGGAUGUUAAGCCAGCCCCCAUUCGUCCCGCCAAUAAGACCCCGCUAAUAAUUAGCCAGAAGAUCAUUAAGGAGGCCAAUAAACCCCCAGGCAUUGUCACCAGCAGUGGAAGCAUUAGUGGCGCCAACAAGCCAGGCAAUAUUGUGCUUAACAAAGGCCUCCAUCAGUUGUUCACACCGUCGACUGGAGGAACAGUUGCCGGACAAAAUAAAGUGGUAUAUCUCAACAGAAAUACAAUGAAACCAAUGGGAAAUAUGGUGUCAGGUGCGCACCGCGUGCCCAUAAGAAUUGUGAGUAACCCAAAAACUGGAGCAGUGACGACCACCACCACCAACAGUCCUCUGAUGGUGGAUCCUGCCACAGGAUCUCUGGUUACCGGUGUUAAGACCGUCAAUGUGCAGACCAUCAAGCCGACGGCAACUGGCCUUGCGCAAGGAACUCUCCGUCAAGCCGGCAACGUGGCCAACAAGACCUAUCCCCAGUUUCAGGUGAUCAAUAGCAACGCAAGGGGGACUCCAAAAACAGUUUCCAGCGAUGGCAAGAUCCCUAUACGUAAUAUCUAUUACCAAUCCGCUACCGGACUUAAGCAGGUUCCAGUGCAGAUGGUCGCGAAUCGUGUACCUGGCGGAGCUGUUGUCUCAACAACACCCUCCUCAUCUUCUGGAGCUUCUGCCGUGCGCCGAGUGGUUAACAUUGGUCCUGUCUCCAAGUUGACGGCCUCGACCACAUCAACAACAACUUCGACCGCGGCCUCUUUAACUCAAAGCAAACAAUAGGCUUAAAACAUAUAUUGUUAUCUUGGUUAUUUUAAUAUAAUGACAUUUAAGGAUCAUAUCUCUGUAAAUAUGUUAAGAAAGCCAUAAAUAAGUUGGUAAUUAAGGGGUCUUGAAUACUCUCCUUAACCAUUAUUUCAAGAAAAAUUAUUUCAUUUAAAUAAAAGAAAAAGAUUUAAGUAAA